Molecule: messenger RNA, 2779 nt
Organism: Anastrepha obliqua
Lineage: Eukaryota; Metazoa; Arthropoda; Insecta; Diptera; Tephritidae
Product: zinc finger MYND domain-containing protein 11
Exons: 8
Coding region: 122-2362 (746 amino acids)
Biological process (GO): regulation of transcription elongation by RNA polymerase II
Molecular function (GO): transcription corepressor activity; protein binding
Source: RefSeq, a predicted model, not a curated record
CAAAUUUGUAAAUCCUAUAAACAUCACAUUUAGCUGUGAUACUCACUUUCCUUUUUUUAAGGCAGUUGAUGCGUUCAUUAAGUUAUUUUAAGUGUAAUGCGCAAUUAAGAAAUAAUAAUAGAUGCACCGGACAGAAAAUUGUCUGCAAAUGUCUCGGAAAGCACAACCAGAUUGCAUACGAUACUUUCUGUCAUCGCUGCGAUCAGAUGGCUCGGACUCUUCGCAAGUUGAAGAGCUUGUCCGUGUGCUUGUGGAAUUGGGAAGCUAUGAAAAAUCGUUAGCCUCAGAAACUGUUCAAAAUGCUUUACAAGAUGGAAUACUCAGACCGGCAUUUCAAAAUAACGCAGGAUCAUCGCGUGUUCCGCGAUUAUUACGAUUACCAAAAAUUGAUGAAGCUAAGAAUGAUUUCUCACAUGACUUCUACUGCUUCGAGUGUCAUUUGCCUGGUUCCUUGACGCACUGUCGACAAUGUCCACGCUCAUUUCAUCGGUUAUGCUAUCGCAAAGAUCCAGAAAGACCAAACUAUCCGGUACCUUCAGGUAAAACCCAAAAAAAUCGACCACCCGCCUUCAGUUCAGACACCGACACUGACUCGGAUGCUGAAGGUACAGCUCAAGGCUCUACAUCUUUUGAUUAUGAGAGUGAUGUGCGUACCUCAUCUUCUUUGUUGCAACUAGACCCCAGUUCAACAAAUAGUUGGAGACAACAACGAUUAACAGAGGAAAUUACUGUUGACAGCACCUCAUCACCUGUACAAGCAGUGUUUCACAGGGUUGAAAAUGAACCAAGAAAUAGCACGAAUGCUUCAACGUUUUGCAACAAGUUAAAUAGCAACAACAAAAUGUAUGCGGAAGAGUUUGAUACGGAGUCAAAAACCAAAGUAGAAGUGGUUUGUUUGGGCGAAGUCCGCCCACCCACACGCAAGCGGCGACGCACCAUCACGUCAAAUAUUUCGUAUAAAAGUGAGAUUUGUCAAAGUGAAGAAAUGGAGUCUGAUUUAGAUUUAUGUACUUGUUGCCGAUUGUUGAAAACAGCAGAGCUGCGCCAUCCGCCGAAUAUGCAACCGGACGAACUAUGUUUUCUAAUCGGUUUUACAUUCGAACGUAACCGCUCCUGGGUCUCACAUGAUGUGUUGAGCUAUUUCGAGUCAAUAAAAUUGCCUAGUCAAUGUGCAACGAUUGUUUCAAAAUUACUCUUUAAGUUCCCCGAAAAAAAUCUUGACGAAAUUGCAGCUAAACUUAAAUCGUUGAGGUACAAUCUAUUGACCGAGUUUCUUGUGGACAUACUGGACCUGCAGCAUAACAUUGGGUUAUUUUUUGGACCUAAUGGCACGGAAAUGGAGGCUACAAAGUGGAUGGUGCGUGAUAUUGCAUACGAUUUGGCAGAGAUCCGCCGCUGUCCAGACUGUUUUCGGCAUUCGCAUGAAAAACAUUCAAGUGUCUGGUUUGCUAAACCAUGCAUCCAACGUCACGAAUUAGUUUUUGCCAAACAUAGCGGUUUUCCUUAUUGGCCGGCUAAAGUUAUACGUCUUCUGCCAAACAAUAAAUACGACGUCCGUUUCUUCGGCGGCAAUCAUUCGCGCGCUCUUAUAGAGUCACGUUUAAUACGCCCGAUCGACACAGAUAUCAAGUCGCUAAAGAUUGGUAAUAAGCCAGCUAUUAAAAAAGCUCUAGAGGAGCUGCGUAUUCAUCAGGUGCUGUCAGCAUAUCCUCCUAGCAUAUUUUCGUUCCAUGCAGACAAAACCGAAAUGGAGCAAAUUAUAAGAAAUGCUUUACAAAGAACAGCAGAUCAAUUCAUGAUUAAUACAAACAAAGGAAGAAUGCCGCCAAUGCGUCGACAAACGAUUUGUAACACAGUGCCAACUCUAAGAAUGAAUGCUUUUUUCGAUAACUCGAACGAUGUUUCAUUAUUGUCCAACCUCGAACCGCCGAUGCUUUAUGAACACGGGUUUCCCAAUGAUACAGAAACCAGAUUAAGGAGAAAAAGGGAUCCAUUCAAUCUAAGAAAGACAGCAAAACGAGCAACGCGUUCCACCAAUACCUUAGUAAAUGCGGCUGAUCUUAAACAAGUGCAGAGUCAGCUUGAUGAUGCCUUAAAAUUGGUGGCAGACACACAGAGGAAAAAUGCAAAGUUGCUUGCAAAUAUAGAUAAGCUUAAGGAAUCAAUUAAAAAACACGAACAUGAAAAGAAAAUCCUUAAGCGAAAGCAAUGGUGCUAUUGGUGUCUCAAUGAAGCAAUAUAUUUGUGUUGCUUCCGUGCCGCCUAUUGCUCGCAAGUUUGCCAGUCACGUCACUGGAAGGACGGACACAGUAAAGUGUGUAGGAAUCAAAAUGAUCAACGUCAGGCGAAUUCCACAACAUGAAGCUGCAAUAUGAAAGGGUCUUCCAUUGUUAAGUUUUUAAAUUACAUUUACAAAGUUACAUUGACUUAAGUUUUGCUCAAUAUUAAGUUUUGUUGAAUUACUCCUAAAACAUACCUAUUAUCAAGUUGUACAAGUUUUUAUAAUGAAAUUUCAUUGGUCGACGCGUCAAGAAAAGCUUAAAAGUAUGCAGAAGAGUUCUUAUUUUCGUUAUAGUCUUAUUUUUAGUUUUUUUUGCUUUAUAACACUAUUUGUAUUUGGAAUAAGAGUCGAUUGGGUUUUUCAUUUUACACACGAAACAUCACUAGAAGCCAAGCAAAGAAAAUCAAAAACUCACGAAUUGAAUUAAAACGAUAUAACGCUAUAUAUAUUAUAUAAUAUUAUAUAUAAAAAAUUACGAAUAUGAACCUUAGUUUUAGU